AUGACCUUUCUUUUUCCGUGCCGAGGGAAGAGGGGCUAUGUUUUUCACCGUCAGACUCUGGAGAGCUGCGGCCACGGAGAGGCCGUCCCUCAGCGCAACAAUAUUCCCUCGCCUGGAUUCCGAGCACAACGGGCCAGCCGCCAUGUCGGGGAUCUCUUCGAGGACCUGCGCGACGGCCACAAUCUCAUCUCGCUGCUGGAGGUGCUCUCUGGCGAACACCUGUUCACCUCGUUGCAAGCUCUGUGGGGACUCCUUGUCCACGAUCUGGCAUGCAGCUGCGCGAGAUGUGGCGUCGAGCAGGAGUAUUAA
Molecule: messenger RNA, 309 nt
Organism: Gryllus bimaculatus (two-spotted cricket)
Lineage: Eukaryota; Metazoa; Arthropoda; Insecta; Orthoptera; Gryllidae
Source: the annotation of a GenBank genome assembly